AUGGAGAUACCUUGGGAGACAGCUGCGAGCGGCAUGUCUGGAGCAGAGGAGGUCUGCACAAUGCCUGAGCAGGAGAGGGAGCCCGAAGCGGCAUGUUCUGGGGGCCCCUCCGAAGGCAGCGAAGUAAAGGCCAAAAAGAGCCGCUCCUCCCGGUCCUCCCGGGCCGGGCUGCUCUUCCCUGUGAGCCGCGUAGAGAGGCAGCUGCGCAGCGGCCACUUUGCUGAGCGCUUUGGAGCCAGGGCCCCCGUCUAUCUGGCUGCGGUGCUGCAGUGGGUGACGCACAAGGCCAUGGACAUGGCUGGCAAGAUUUCCAAGAAGAGCAAGCAGCAGCGCAUUUCUCCAUCGCACUUGCAGAUGGCGGUGCAAAAGAGCUCUGUGCUCAAGCAGCUCCUGCGAGGCGGCGUGCCCGGGCGCCACGGCAGGGCUGUCCCGCAAAGCCAGCGUGUGGCCUCACCCUCCAAAAAGAAGAUGACCAAGA
This is a messenger RNA of Pygoscelis adeliae (Adelie penguin), 478 nucleotides long. Its product is annotated as histone H2A-beta, sperm-like. The annotation marks the transcript as partial. Gene Ontology annotation, cellular component: nucleosome. The transcript has a single exon. The record is from RefSeq and is a predicted model, not a curated record. Gene Ontology annotation, molecular function: DNA binding; structural constituent of chromatin; protein heterodimerization activity. NCBI's taxonomy places the organism in Eukaryota, Metazoa, Chordata, Aves, Sphenisciformes, Spheniscidae.